GCUGCUGCCCUGCCCUGCCCUGCCCUGCCCGCUGUGGAGAGAUGGAUGGAUCCAGUCUAUAAAUCCUCGACCAGUGGUCCUUAUCCCCUCUCAACACUGGUCCUUAUCCCAUUUUGUAGGAAGCAGAUUCCCGUCAUUUGAUUUGUACUCUCUGCAGAAAGAGAGAGAGAGAGAGAGUGGUCGGGGAGGUGUGGUGGUGGUGGUGGUGACGAUGGUGAGGAGGCUGUGGAGUGAUGGCGUGCUUCUGGCGGUGCUGAUCGCGUGCGUGUGGUGGCCAUUGGCGACCGGCGGAGCUCCGGGAGGAGCAUCGAAGGCGAGGGUAGAUUUGAGGUCGCCCAAGUACUUGCACUACAAGCAAGAGUACCGUAGGAACCUGCUCAGCAAUGGCCUCGGCGUCACUCCUCCCAUGGGGUGGAAUAGUUGGAAUCACUUCGCGUGUGCGGUGAAUGAAACGAUAAUCAGAGAGACUGCUGAUGCUAUGGUUUCUACUGGUCUUUCAAAGCUGGGCUAUGAGUAUGUCAACAUAGAUGAUUGCUGGGCUGAGAUAGCACGUGAUUACAAUGGCAAUUUAGUAGCCAAGAAUACUACAUUUCCGUCUGGCAUCAAAGCUCUUGCUGACUAUGUUCACGGCAAGGGUUUGAAGCUAGGAAUUUAUUCGGAUGCCGGCUAUUUUACCUGUAGCAAGACCAUGCCUGGAUCGCUUCGUCGUGAAGAGCAGGAUGCCAAAACCUUUGCAUCUUGGGGUAUUGAUUAUUUGAAGUAUGAUAACUGCAACAACGAUGGCACAAAGCCAACGGUCAGAUAUCCCAUAAUGACCCGAGCUCUGAUGAAGGCUGGCCGCCCUAUUUUCUUCUCACUUUGCGAAUGGGGGGAUUUGCACCCAGCUCUAUGGGGCGCCAAGUUAGGGAACAGCUGGAGGACCACGAAUGAUAUUUCUGAUACGUGGGACAGUAUAAUGUCUAGAGCUGAUUUGAAUGAACCCUACGCGGAACUUGCCAGGCCUGGUGGCUGGAAUGAUCCUGACAUGCUUGAAAUUGGGAAUGGAGGAAUGAUGAAGCACGAGUACGUAGUUCACUUCAGUAUAUGGGCUAUAUCCAAGGCCCCUCUUCUUCUUGGUUGCGAUAUCCGGAAUUUGGACAAGGAUACUGCGGAGAUAAUUUCCAACAAGGAGGUCAUUGCAGUGAACCAAGAUUCGCUCGGAAUUCAAGCCAAGAAGGUUCGGAGUGAAGGUGAUCAAGAGGUCUGGGCUGGGCCUCUCACCGGUUAUCGGGUCGCCGUGCUUCUGGUGAACCGAGGCACGUAUCGUUAUACAGUGAUAGCCCACUGGGACGACAUUGGACUUCCGCUAGACACUGUUGUCGAAGCCAGAGAUAUCUGGGAGCACAAGACGUUGAAGAACACAUUUGUUAGGAACAUCACAGCAACAGUUGACGCUCACUCUUGCAAGAUGUACAUUCUGAAGCCGGUUUCAUAGAGCACUUCAAAUUUCUCCUUGGCGGUCAUGCCAUUUCCAGCUGAGCUGAUUCUUUUAGGAUCUCUCUCGAUUUCCCCUCUCUUUCUUUGCAUUUUUGGUCAUCUGAUAUCACUCUCUCAAUCUGCUAUCAAACUAAUAAGAGAGAGAAAAGUAUUGGGGUCUACCCUGUGGAUUGCUUGGCGGGCGAUUGUGGACAAAAAACUCGGCUUGCUCACGCAAAUCAAUUGAAAGAAAUGGUAAUUUUAAAACAUCAUCUUGCA
Messenger RNA from Rhodamnia argentea, 1734 nucleotides. Its product is annotated as alpha-galactosidase 1-like. Bases 212 to 1474 code for a protein of 420 amino acids. Gene Ontology annotation, molecular function: hydrolase activity, hydrolyzing O-glycosyl compounds. NCBI's taxonomy places the organism in Eukaryota, Viridiplantae, Streptophyta, Magnoliopsida, Myrtales, Myrtaceae. The record is from RefSeq and is a predicted model, not a curated record. Gene Ontology annotation, biological process: carbohydrate metabolic process. The transcript is spliced from 15 exons.